GGAGCAGCCCGCGGGAGGCUCCGGGCACGGGCCGCCUGGGCCAGGCUAUGAACGCUUGACCGCAGAUGAAAUGGAUGAGAAAAGGCGUCAGAACGAGGCCUACCAAUACCUCUGCCGCUUAGAGGAAGCUAAACGCUGGAUGGAGGCCUGCUUGAAGGAAGAUUUGGCUUCGCCUACCGAACUGGAGGAAAGUUUGAGGAACGGUGUCAUCCUGGCCAAACUCGGCCACUUCUUUGCUCCAGAUGUGGUUCCCUUGAGGAAGAUAUACGAUCUAGGACAGGCCCGUUUCCAGGCAUGUGGACUACACUAUCGUCACACAGACAACAUUAACUACUGGCGGGAAGCUAUGAGUCACAUUGGAUUACCUACGAUCUUCCACCCUGAAACAACAGACAUCUACGACAAGAAAAACAUGCCUCGUGUGGUCUACUGUAUUCAUGCUUUGAGUUUAUACCUGUUUAAAUUGGGUCUGGCUCCCCAGAUCCAGGAUUUGUAUGGGAAAGUGAACUUCACAGAUGAGGAAAUAAACCAUAUGAAGUGUGAGCUGGAGAAAUACGGCUUGCUGCUGCCGUCGUUCAGCAAGAUAGGGGGAAUCCUCGCUAACGAGCUCUCUGUGGAUGAAGCAGCAGUGCAUGCUGCAGUCCUCGCUAUCAACGAAGCAGUGGAAGCAGGGAUUGUGGAGCAAACCAUGAGGGCCCUACACAACCCCAACGCCAUGUUGUGCAAUCUUCGGGAGAACUUCGCUGCGGUCUAUCAGAAGGUGCUGUAUCGGGCCAAGGUGGAAAAAGCCAGCAAUGCUAAAAACUGGGUAAGCAGAGAUAUUCCUGAAGGCGAAGACAUUUACGACCGGUGUCUGACGCAGGCCGAGAUACAAGGCAACAUCAACGAAGUUAACGUGAAAGGUGCUCUAGAGUUGGUGGAUGACGCCCUAGAGGGACAGGAUCCCCAGGUCUUGUACUGUGCAUUGCAGGAUCCCACCCUAGCCUUGAGGAACCUGCAGCGAGAGAAUGCAGACUGGUACCUGGAUCAGCUAAGUGCUGACCGGGAACAGAAGGCACUGGAACUGGGCUAUAUUGAUUUGCUUGAGCAAGAGGAAAUACAGGCUGGGAUUUAUGCAGCCAACGAGAGAGGCGAUCAGGAACGUGCUGUGGUACAGGCUAUGAGGCACAUCAACUCCUCCAUUCGGAGAGGGGUAGCAGAAGAGACUGUACGGGCCCUAAUGAACCCAGAGGCUCAGCUGCCGGAGAUCUUCCCCUGUGCCGCCUGCCUUUACCAGCAGGAAUUGUCCAUCUUGCAACAGCAGCAGCCACAGGGUGAGUUGGUCCAAGAGGAACUGUUUGUUGCCGUGGAGAUGCUGUCUGCAGUGGCCCUUGUCAACCAAGCCCUUGAACAUGGAAACCCCAGCACCUUCUGGAAGGUUCUGGUCAGCACCAGUUUAGGUCUGUCUGAGGUAGAAGAUGGCAACUUACAGCGUUACUUUGAUGACUUAUUGAAAUGGAAGCGCCACUCUCGAGAUGGAAAGUACGAGUUCCUGAACUGGAACGACAUUCAGGCUUCCGUGAACCGUGUGAAUGCAUCAGUCCAAGAGGAAAACAACAAAGUCCUUGCCGUCCGACUGAUCAACGAUGCGCUGGACCAGGGUAGUUCGGAAAAAACGCUCACUGCUCUGCUGCUGCCAUCUGCCGGUCUGUGCGACGUGAUGCUCCCAAAUGCUCGGCGGUACCGUGACGUUCUGCUCCGUGCACGGAAGCAGAAAGCACAGGCAAGUGGGGAUGCUGGAGCCAUGUUGUGGUGGGAAGAGAUUCAGGAGGGCGUCUUCAAAGCCAACCAGGACUCUGAAGCAGCAAAGAGAAUGGCUCUGGGCAUCGCUGCUAUUAAUCAAGCCAUCAAAGAAGGAAAUGCGGCGCAGACGGUCAGGGUGCUGCGGAAUCCAGACGUGUCUCUGUGUGGUGUGGUGAUGGAGUGUGCCGGAGCUUAUCAGGCACAGUUGAGUGCUAUCAUGGCUGCCAAAAAACCAUCAGGGAAUGCAAAAGUCCAUUGGGUCCAACACAAGCUGAAGGACGGAGCAGAGUAUUAUUUCAGCCUGCAGACAUUUGAAGGCCUGUGGGAUCCGCCACACCCCUGUGUCCUUUAUCCAACGCAUCUCAGCCGUGAGGAAAUCCAGCAUGCAAUCACCAGAGCUACGGCCGCCCAUGAUCGGCAACGCCUCUGGAAAUCGAACGUCCGGUUGGUCAUCCAGCUGCAGGCCCGCAUGAGGGGCUUCCUCGUCCGGCAGGACUUUGCAGCGCACUGGCGCCUCUUGUCAAAGCAGAUUCCGGCUGCUAUUAAAAUCCAGGCCUAUUGGCGUGGAUUCCGACAGCGGCGGAGCUACCUGGAAAGACUGCGGUAUCUGAGGGAGAACACAGAUGCUGUGGCAAAGAUACAAGCUUGGGUACGGAUGUGGCACACGCGCAAAAGGUAUCUUGAACGGCUGCGCUACUUCAGGAGGAAUGUUAAGGCUAUAAUUAAAAUCCAGGCGUUUGUCCGCGCUAAUAAGGCUCGAGGGGAUUACAGGAUGCUGGUGCACAGCCGGAACCCGCCGCUUAGCAUUGUCCGGCGCUUUGCCCACCUGCUGGAACAGAGCCAGCGUGACUACUGGGAGGAGCUGGAGUUGCUGGAUCUCCAGGAGAGUGUGGUGAGGGGGAUCCGGUUCAACCAGCAGCUGGAGAGCGACCUCAACCUCAUGGAUAUCAAGAUUGGAUUGUUGGUCAAAAACAGGAUCACCCUCCAGGAGGUGGUCUCUCACUGCAAGAAGCUGACCCGGAAAAACAAGGAGCAGCUUUCGGAUUUGAUGGGCCUGAACAAGCAGAAAGGGCUGAAAGCACUCAGCAAGGAGAAGCGGGAGACCCUGGAGGCAUACCAGCACCUCUUCUACCAGCUGCAGACCCACCCGCUGUAUUUGGCCAGGCUGAUAAUGCAGAUGCCCCAGAACAAGUCCACCAAGUUCAUGGAGUCGGUGGUCUUCACGCUCUUCAAUUACGCCUCCAAUGCCAGAGAGGCCUACCUCCUGCUCCAGCUCUUCCAAAGCGCCUUGCAGGAAGAGAUCAGGCUGAAAGUUGAUCGACUCCACGAUAUCCUAACAGGGAACCCAACGGUGAUCCGCUUGGUGGUGAGCUUUUAUCGGAACGCCCGCGGGCAGAACGCCUUGCGCCAGAUCCUGGGGGGGCCUGUGCAGGAGGUUCUGCAGAACAAAACCCUCAGCAUCCGUACCAGCCCUGUGGAGAUCUACAAAGGCUGGGUCAACCAAAUGGAGUCUCAGUCAGGGCAAAAAAGCAACCUCCCAUACGAUGUUAGCCCCGAACAAGCCCUUACCCACCCUGAGGUCCAGAGGAAGCUGGACAUCUCCAUCCGCAAUCUCCUGUCAGUGACAGACAAGUUCCUCUCGGCCAUCAUGACUUCCGUGGACAAAAUUCCUUAUGGGAUGCGUUAUAUUGCCAAAGUCUUGAAAGUGUCUUUAUCCGAGAAGUUUCCAAAUGCUCCUGAGGAGGAUAUCUACAAGAUUGUGGGAAACCUGCUGUACUACCGUUACAUGAACCCAGCGGUGGUGGCUCCGGAUGGUUUUGAUAUCGUCGACAUUUCAGCGGGGGUAGCCCUUCAUCCUGACCACAGGCGCAAUUUGGGGUCCAUUGCCAAGAUCUUGCAACAUGCUGCUGCCAACCAGACGUUCGAAGGAGAGAACAGCCACCUCCGGGUGGUGAACCAGUACCUGGAGGAAACACAUCUUAAAUUCAGAACAUUUGUUGCUGCUGCCUGCUCGGUACCUGAACCAGAGGACAGGUUCAAUGUAGACAAGUACUCCGAUAUGGUGAUGAUCACCAAACCAGUGGUCUACAUCACAGUCGGGGAGCUAAUUAAUACCCACAAGCUGUUACUGGAGCACCAGCAGUCCGUGGCUCCCGAUCCUAGGGACCCUUUACACGAGGUUCUAGAAGACCUGGGGGAGCUGCCCACCAUCCAGUCCUUAAUAGGAGAAAGUGUGGGAAACGGAGCCGAUGGAAACUCAGAACAAGCCCUAUCUCAACUCGCCAAGACAGAGGUCUCACUUACUCUCACCAAUAAAUUUGAUGGAGCAGAGACCAACAUCAAGGGAAAGGAUAUCAAAAGCUUGUUGCUGAGCACCAAGCAGAUGCUGGUGGAUGUGAUCCAAUCUCAGCCUGGAGAUUCCCUUAUGGAGAUAUUGCGGACAAAGGCGUCAGAGGACCAAGAAGUCCUCCACCACCACCUCAUGAAGAGGAGGGCCUUGUGCGAUGCUCAGGCCCCAGACAAGCUGAGGCACAACCGCUCCCUGACCGCCAACAGUCUCCUCUCGAUGGAGGAGAAGAAGAGGAAAGUCAUCAAGAAUCUGCGGCGCCUCGAAAGCCUCGGGGUGGUCGAUUCCGCCAACCAGUAUCAAGAGAUCAUCAACGAGAUGGCCAAGGAUAUCUGCAACCAGCGGCAAUACCGGCAGCACCGUAAGGCGGAGCUGGUAAAGCUGCAACAGACCCUUCACGGUCUCAACUCCAAGAGGAUGUUCUACGAGGAGCAGGUGGAUUACUACAACCAGUACAUCCGGACCUGCCUGGACAACCUGGCUGCCAGAAACAAGCUUAGCAAGAAGCAAACGACACUCCAUUACACCGCGGCUCGUCUCUUUGAAAAGGGCGUUUUGCUGGAGAUCGAAGACCUCCCAGUCAGCCAGCUUAGGAAUGUCAUUUUUGACAUCGUCCCUUGUGGAGAAGCUGGCCAGUUCCAAGUGAAGGCGAAGUUUAUGGGGAUCGACAUGGAGAAGUUUCUGCUCCAUUAUCAGGACCUCCUCCAGCUCCAGUACGAGGGCGUUGCUGUCAUGAAAAUGUUUGACAAGGCCAGGAUUAACGUCAACCUCUUGAUCUUCCUCCUCAACAAGAAGUUCUUCAAGAAAUAGCUGGAGGCUGUUGGGAGGGGGGAAAUUGGGCUAGGGUUCUGGGAAAUAAACACAGAGAAUAUGUCGUGGAGGAGGCAGACGUUGCCAUGAUGCCAA
This is a messenger RNA of Euleptes europaea (tarantolino), 5035 nucleotides long. It is a transcript of the gene IQGAP3, whose product is annotated as IQ motif containing GTPase activating protein 3. Gene Ontology annotation, cellular component: cytoplasm. Gene Ontology annotation, molecular function: actin filament binding; GTPase activator activity; calmodulin binding. The record is from RefSeq and is a predicted model, not a curated record. The coding region runs from base 71 to 4939 and encodes 1622 amino acids. The transcript has 38 exons. Lineage: Eukaryota; Metazoa; Chordata; Lepidosauria; Squamata; Sphaerodactylidae. Gene Ontology annotation, biological process: regulation of GTPase activity; regulation of actin cytoskeleton organization.